ACGUUAAACCUAGAGCACAACUACAUCGGCAAGCUAUUCAACAACAGUUUCACCGAGUAUCCUAACAUCAAGAAUCUGAUGCUAUCGUUCAACAAGGUGCACACCAUUGAGCCCGGGGCGCUAGGGUCGCUUGGCGAGCUGGAGAUGCUAGACCUGUCACAAAACGCCAUCAAGGAGGUGCCAGCCGGACUACCCAAAUCGCUGACUCAGCUAAGGCUAAACGGAAAUCCGGUGUCGGAUAUGCGCCAGUUGGAGACCGCCGUCGGACUGCGGGUGUUGCAGCUCAGGGGCUGCGACCUGAGAACUUACCCGGAACUAGGCAUCAUGCCCAACCUGGUCAGCCUGGACGUGUCUGAAAACGGAGAUAUCGUGGAUCUAGACCCCGCCCAGUUGGCCGUCACGUGCCGCUUGGCCCGGCUCAACGUGACGGGCGCUACCAAUUUGUUCCGACCCGGCACGCCGGGCGCUCACUGCAGGUGCCGGCGCGUCGUCCAGUGGGCCAACACGUACAAGAUAACCGUGUUCGGUUUGGGCCAUUGCCCGGACCCGCUGGCCGGAGACGGCGAGCUCGACAUCCACGACGACCCGAACAGCGAGGCCUGCGCCAGAAUCCCGGAACAGGCCCUGGCCGCGUUCAAGGAGUGCAUGGCCGAGUGGGAACACCGCAACACGCCCUACUGGGCCAUCGCCUCUGGUGUCGUUAUCGCCGUGGCCGUGCUGUUGGCGCUUUGCGUGUGCAUGCGCCGCCGCCGGAGAAGAGGCCGCCGYGGCAACGCCRACAAAGUGCAGAGCGCCCAAUCGCCGCCGCCGUCCGACGCCAAAGUAGCCCACAACGACUCGGCCGGCAACAAUAAAACCGAACCGGCCGCGCUCUUAUCGUCGGCCGCGUGAAAUCGUCCGAUUUUUCCUGUGUUUUUAUUUUUUUUUUUUAACAAAUUUUACCUGCAUCGUGUCUUAUGUAAAAUAAUGCUGCCCGCGUAUAAUAUACACAUACGUCAUUGUAUAUAUUAUAUAUCUGAAAUGUUUAUCUUAUUAUUUUCGUUUUGUUUUAUAU
Messenger RNA from Diuraphis noxia (Russian wheat aphid), 1054 nucleotides. RefSeq lists its product as uncharacterized. Lineage: Eukaryota; Metazoa; Arthropoda; Insecta; Hemiptera; Aphididae. Gene Ontology annotation, molecular function: protein binding. The record is from RefSeq and is a predicted model, not a curated record.